Molecule: messenger RNA, 1910 nt
Organism: Andrographis paniculata
Lineage: Eukaryota; Viridiplantae; Streptophyta; Magnoliopsida; Lamiales; Acanthaceae
Product: probable inorganic phosphate transporter 1-9
Exons: 2
Coding region: 195-1838 (547 amino acids)
Biological process (GO): transmembrane transport
Cellular component (GO): membrane
Molecular function (GO): transmembrane transporter activity
Source: RefSeq, a predicted model, not a curated record
UCGUCUUCGUCUUCGAAGCUUCUCCCUAACUUCCCAUAUCCAAAUCCACACUUAAUUAAUUUCUCCAUCUCACAAUUUUAACUACUAAUUCUCUAUAAUUAUUAACAUGUCAAAACCCUAAUCUCUCUGCAAAUCCAUUCAUUUAUAAAUCUGGGAUCAAUCCAUCCAUCCUUCCAGUUCCAGGUGCAGCAGCAAUGGCGCUCAAAGUUCUGUCGGCGCUGGACUCGGCGAGGACUCAGUGGUACCAUUUCAAGGCCAUAAUCGUCGCCGGAAUGGGCCUCUUCACCGACGCCUACGACCUCUUCUGCAUCCCGUCGGUGAUGAAGCUCAUCGCCGCCAUCCACUACCACGACGACGCCAACUACGAUUUCCCCAGCGCCAUCUACUCAGUAAUGCUGGGAACUUCCUUGCUGGGCACCGUCGUCGGGCAGCUGCUGUUCGGCCACCUCGGCGACCGGAUCGGCCGCCGGAAAGUGUACGGCCUGUCGCUGAUGCUGAUGGUGGUCAGCUCGCUGCUCUGCGGCCUCUCCCUCGGCACGUCGCGGGCCUGCGUGAUGCUGUCGCUGGGGUUUUUCCGGUUCACGCUCGGCCUCGGAAUCGGCGGCGACUACCCGCUCUCCGCCACCAUCAUGUCGGAGUUCGCCAAUCGCUGGAAGCGCGGCGCCUUCAUCGCCGCCGUGUUCUCGAUGCAGGGGUUCGGGAUUCUGGUCAGCUCGGCGGUGACCAUGGCGGUUUGCGCCGCCUUCGACCGGGCCACCGGGUCGGCGGCUCCCGACGAGCCGACGCCGUGGGUCGCCGACCUCGCGUGGCGGCUGAUCCUCAUGCUCGGCGCUCUGCCGGCGGCGCUGACGUAUUACUGGCGGAUGAUGAUGCCGGAGACCGCCAGGUACACAGCGCUGGUGAAGAAAGACGUCGAGCAAGCCGCCAUAGAUAUGCAGAAGGUGCUAUCAGUAUCCCUAAGCCAAAUUACAGAAGAAGUCGAGGAAGACGAAGAAGAAGAAGAAGUUUCUAGAAGCUACAUAAACCCCCAAAGCUCCACAAUAAACUACCCCCUCUUCUCAAAACACUUCCUCCGCCGCCACGGCCGCGACCUCUUCGCCUGCGCCGCCUGUUGGCUAAUGGUCGACGUCGUCUACUACAGCAACAACCUCUUCGCAUCCCACAUAUACAAUCCCCAUCCCAACAGGUCUUCCCAGAACCACAGAUUCAACGCCUUCAGAGAAGCCCUCCACGUGGCCAAAAUCCAAACCCUCAUAUCCAUUUCUUCGACCAUCCCAGGAUACUUCGCAACGGUCUUCUCCAUCGACCGUGUCGGGAGAGUCAAGAUUCAGAUGAUGGGAUUUCUAUUCAUGGCCUUAGCCCUCGUCGCCACCGGAAUUCCGUACCGCAGAUUUUGGGAGAAGAAAGCAAAUGCAGGGUUUUUGAUCCUCUAUGGCCUAACCUUCUUCUUCUCCAAUUUCGGGCCUAACACCACCACUUUCAUCGUCCCCGCCGAGCUCUUUCCGGCGAGGCUUCGAUCCACGUGCCAUGGAAUCUCCGGCGCGGCCGGAAAAGUCGGGGCUAUCUUAGGGUCUAUAGGGUUUCUUUGGGCGUCACGUGAUGACCUCACCGGAAAAGAUAAAGGGAGCGGAAUUCCGGCCACUCUGGUGACACUUGCUGGCGUUUGCGUCGUCGGAAUGAUCGUGACAUAUUUUUUUACGUUCGAGACUAAUGAGAGAUCGUUGGAGGACAACGAGAAGGCCGACGAUGGAACCAACGGCGCGUGGGUAUUGCGCGGCUUCGGCGGCGGCGAUCUAUGCCGCCGGCGGCCGCCGCCUCAAGAAAGCAGUGGUGCUUAGUGGGUGUACGUAUGUGCUGUAAUUAUAGUGUAUACAAUGUAAAUUUACAAAUGUCAUCAUUUUGAAGCUUAA